This is a messenger RNA of Lagenorhynchus albirostris (white-beaked dolphin), 4226 nucleotides long. It is a transcript of the gene SEL1L3, whose product is annotated as SEL1L family member 3. The transcript has 22 exons. The record is from RefSeq and is a predicted model, not a curated record. Gene Ontology annotation, molecular function: protein binding. Lineage: Eukaryota; Metazoa; Chordata; Mammalia; Artiodactyla; Delphinidae. The coding region runs from base 49 to 3387 and encodes 1112 amino acids.
UCCCUGCACCAGGUGACCUGUUCCGGCCCGGAUCCGGGCGGCCUCGCCAUGCAGCGGCGCGGCGCGGGGCUCGAGUGGCCACGGCGGCAGCAGCAGCAACAACCCCUGCCGCUCGCGGCCGGCCCCCGGGCCGCAGCCAUGGCCCCCCCGAGUGGCGGCGUCCCCCCGGGCCUCGGCGGGCGCCCUGCCUGCGCGCUGCUUCUGCUCUGCUACCUGAAUUUUGUACCAUCUUUGGGUAGGCAGACUUCCCUGACGACGUCGGUGAUACCCAGAGCUGAGCAGAGCGUGGCUUACGAAGACUUUAUUUAUUUCACUGUCUUUGAAGGAAAUGUUCGCAACGUUUCUGAAGUCUCGGUGGAGUAUUUAUGCUCUCAGCCUUGUGUUGUCAAUUUGGAAGCAGUGGUUUCAUCUGAGUUCAGAAGUAGCAUUCCCGUGUACAAAAAAAGGUGGAAGAAUGAGAAACAUCUUCACACCAGCAGGACACAAAUAGUACAUGUGAAAUUUCCAAGCAUCAUGGUUUAUAGAGAUGAUUAUUUCAUCAGACACUCCAUUUCGGUAUCUGUGGUGAUACUACGCGCCUGGAUUACUCACCGAUAUAGCGGUGGAGACUUGAAUGUUAAAUGGGAGGAAAACUUGCUACAUGCUGUAGCGAAGAAUUAUACCCUGCUGAAGACCAUCCCGCCUUUUGAACGCCCUUUCAAAGAUCAUCAGGUGUGCCUUGAGUGGAACAUGGGUUAUAUUUGGAACCUUCGAGCAAACAAGAUUCCCCAGUGUCCUCUCGAGAAUGAUGUGGUCACCCUCCUGGGCUUUCUCUUUGCCUCCAGUGGAGAAAACACAGGCAUUGUGAAGAAGUUCCCGAGAUUUCGGAAUCGAGAGCUAGAGGCCACCCGACGCCAGCGGAUAGAUUACCCAGUGUUUACUGUUUCACUGUGGCUUUAUUUACUCCAUUAUUGCAAGGCCAAUCUCUGUGGGAUUCUGUAUUUUGUUGAUUCUAACGAGAUGUACGGCACGCCUUCUGUAUUUCUUACUGAAGAGGGCCACUUGCAUAUUCAAAUGCAUCUUGUCAAAGGAGAAGACCUUGCUGUAAAAACGAAAUUCACCAUACCCUUGAAGGAGUGGUUUCGCCUGGAUAUCUCUUUUAAUGGUGGCCAGAUAGUAGUAACCACCAGCACUGGACAGGAUUUGAAAGACUACCAUAAUCAGACCAUUAGCUUCCGAGAGGAUUUCCAUUAUAAUGACACUGCUGGGUACUUCAUUAUUGGAGGGAGCAGGUAUGUGGCCGGCAUUGAAGGGUUUUUUGGACCCCUGAAGUACUAUCGCCUCCAUGCUCUGCACCCUGCACAGAUAUUCAAUCCCCUACUUGAGAAGCAACUUGCUGAACAUAUCAAGUUAUAUUAUGAAAGGUGUGCAGAGGUUCAAGAAAUAGUAUCUGUGUACACAUCCACAGUACAGCAGGGGGACAGGAGACAAGAAGCAUGCGACCUCCGGAAUUCCUACCUGGACCUGAAGCUCAGGUACGGGCGGCCCUCGACAUGCAGAGCCCUCCUCUGGGAGAAGGAGCUGAAAGCCAAGCACCGAAGCUUGUUCCAGGCCUUGCUGGAGAUGGGUUUGGUGACAGUGCUGAGGAACCAAAGUGAAUCCGUAUUAGAAAUUGGUGGGCGGAUAUUCGAGAAGGCUGUAAAGAGACUUUCCAUUGUUGAUGGUCUUCACCAAAUUAGCUCUGUCGUCCCCUUUCUGAUGGAUGCCAGCUGCUGUGGAUACCAUAAAGCAUCCUACUACCUCGCAGUCUUUUAUGAAACUGGAUUAAAUGUGCCUCGGGAUCAGCUGCAGGGCAUGUUGUAUAGUUUGGUUGGAGGCCAGGGCAGUGAGAGGCUGUCUUCGAUGAACCUUGGGUACAAACACUACCAGGGUAUUGAUCACUACCCCUUGGACUGGGAGUUGUCCUACGCCUACUACAGCAACAUUGCCACCAAGACACCCCUUGACCAGCACACGCUACAAGGAGAUCAGGCAUACGUUGAGACAAUUCGACUAAAAGAUGAUGAAAUUCUCAAGGUACAAACCAAAGAAGACGGAGACGUCUUCAUGUGGCUGAAGCAUGAAGCUACUCGAGGCAAUGCGGCAGCUCAGCAACGGUUGGCCCAGAUGCUGUUCUGGGGCCAGCAAGGCGUGGCCAAGAACCCGGAAGCGGCUGUUGAGUGGUACGCCAAGGGCGCCCUGGAGACCGAGGACCCCGCGUUAAUAUACGACUAUGCCAUCGUGUUAUUUAAGGGUCAAGGAGUAAAAAAGAACAGACGGCUUGCCUUAGAGCUGAUGAAGAAAGCAGCUUCCAAGGGAUUGCAUCAGGCAGUCAAUGGCCUGGGAUGGUAUUACCACAAAUUCAAGAAAAAUUAUGCCAAAGCGGCUAAGUACUGGUUAAAAGCAGAAGAAAUGGGGAACCCAGAUGCAUCAUACAAUCUUGGAGUCCUGUACUUGGAUGGCAUUUUCCCAGGAGUUCCUGGAAGGAAUCAAACGUUAGCUGGUGAAUAUUUCCAUAAGGCUGCACAAGGCGGACACAUAGAAGGAACCUUGUGGUGUUCUCUCUACUAUAUCACAGGCAACCUGGAGACAUUCCCUCGAGAUCCCGAGAAGGCUGUUGUAUGGACAAAGCAUGUAGCCGAGAAAAAUGGCUACUUGGGCCACGUCAUUCGCAAAGGCCUCAACGCCUACCUGGAGGGCUCGUGGCACGAAGCUUUGCUGUAUUAUGUUUUAGCAGCAGAAACUGGAAUUGAAGUGUCACAGACAAAUUUAGCUCACAUCUGUGAGGAGAGGCCAGACCUGGCCAAGAGGUACUUGGAUGUUAAUUGUGUUUGGAGAUACUAUAAUUUCUCUGUUUUUCAAAUCGAUGCUCCUUCAUUUGCGUAUUUGAAAAUGGGAGACCUUUACUACUAUGGUCACCAAAACCAAUCACAAGACCUUGAGUUGUCCGUGCAGAUGUAUGCCCAAGCAGCGCUGGAUGGAGACUCACAGGGAUUUUUUAACCUGGCCCUGCUAAUUGAGGAAGGUGCUAUAAUCCCACAUCAUAUUUUGGAUUUCUUGGAAAUUGACCCGACUAUCCAUUCUAAUAACAUCUCCAUCCUCCAAGAACUGUACGAAAGCCAGUGGUUCCCAUCCGACACCAGCCCGGGCUCCCCGAGACCCUACUGCCCCUGCUGCAAGUCCAGCUGUGACUCCAGCUGCAGGCGCCUCUGCUCAGGACCAGCCCACUGUCACCAGCAACCCGGAGCCACGUGGGUGAACUGUGCACUCCAUGUCUCUCCAGAUGAGAGAGAAUCCUUUCAACAGCUGGUAUUGGAUAGCUGGGGCUGGGGCAUUAUACACCUUAAAUGUCUUGUCAACUGGAUGUGAAUUUUGCACUUGGUGUCUUUUUUUUUUUUAAAUCAAAGAAAUACCCAGAGCAGACAGUGGUUAUACCAAAGGUUAUCAAACAAAUACAAGGAGCAUCCUGAUCACAGGGACAUGUCGGGGAGGUUAAGCGGGUCACUGCGGAUGUCCAUUUCUAAUGACUGUGUGUAUGGGGGAGUCAGAGUGUGCCUUGUGGCGUAUCCGAAUCCUUAUACACUGAGAUGGACUUUAAGAAUCUUAGCCCCUUGUUCAUUCCCUAUUAUUAAAAAACAGAAGAUUGUGACUUCUCUACCAGUUAGAUAAUAUUUGGUGUGUGUGUUUGCCACUGCCCUACCCCUCGCAGUCCCAUGGACAGAUUUCCAUGUGACAUCCAAGACCCAGCAAUUCUAAGGCACCUUGAAAUAAUGGGUUAAGGCUGGAAAUACAGGGAAGGCGAUGGCUUUGUAAAUUGGGUUUACAUUUUUCUUCUUGAAUUUUUCUAGGGCUGUAGUGCUUCCGAAUCAUUUAAUGACACUGUUGGAUAUCGUUUACCUUUCAAUUGCAAUCCAUGAAAUAACAUUUAGAAAAUUCUUAGUAUUUAGGUCUAGUCUUUUCCAUGAAUUGCCCAUUAGAAUAGACUGGCAGCAGUGGAAUACGCAGGAAACAAGCCUUUAGCUCAUAGUCUCAUUCCCCGCCCUUUAUGCCUGCCUGCGUCUGCAUAGGGGCGUGUGUGUGUGUGUGUGUGUGUGUGUGUGUGUGUGGGUGUGUGUGUGUGUCGGGGGGGGGAUGGAUAGAGAGGGAGGAAGGGGAAGAGCAGACUGUCUACGCUGUACGCUGCUAAGGUAGUAAAUAAAUUGCAAUAC